Molecule: messenger RNA, 2685 nt
Organism: Phycodurus eques (leafy seadragon)
Lineage: Eukaryota; Metazoa; Chordata; Actinopteri; Syngnathiformes; Syngnathidae
Gene: cep63
Product: centrosomal protein 63
Exons: 12
Coding region: 889-2559 (556 amino acids)
Biological process (GO): de novo centriole assembly involved in multi-ciliated epithelial cell differentiation; centriole replication
Cellular component (GO): centriole
Source: RefSeq, a predicted model, not a curated record
AGCGUUAAAAGAGGAAGUCGUUUACAUUUUGAUUUGUUUUUGUUUUUUGUUGUUGUUUUUGUUCACGUAUUUUAAAAGUUGACUAGCUUAAAUAUUGUUCAUUUACAUACGUUUCACGAGCUAGCUGCUAGCAGUUAUCCUUUUGGAGACCUAAACUAUUAAGCGUGGCGUCACGUCGCUUUGAACGUUUUCGUGGCGCCACAGAGGUUGGUUAGCUUGGUGCUUGCUAACCCACCGUUUCGCCAAAUGCGUGCAACUUGUGGACUUUAUUUACCAAACUGUAUGGUCUAGUCAGGCUAUAUAGUGAAUAUUAAAUCAUUGGAAGACAUUUGUAAACUCAAAUGGAGGCGUGUUUGGGCUCGUUGCUGAAUUCGGACCUCAGGUUUGCGUGAUGCUACUUGUUUACUGACUUGUGAUGGGUUGCAUGACAAUUGGUCCUCUUGGACUAACCCUGGGUGGUCAACUGGUAUUCGGGUAGGAUUAAAAGAAGCUGUAAUUUACAUCAUUCAGAAAUAUAUUUUAAUUUGAAAGCUUGUAUUUUUAAGUUAAGUUUUAUUUUCAAGUAAUUUGCAUAUAAUAAGGAAAAUGUAAGGAAAUUGUGUGAAAUCAGUAAAUGUGCACUGACUCGUCUCAAAAACUACUUUUCACACAUGUAUCACACCUUCGCCAGUAGGUUCACAUGUCAGAUGUGCUCACAAAGUGCUUAUCACACCAAUUUCAAGCUUCAAGAUUUAUUAUGGUCAGUUUUUUAGUUUGAAAAAAAAGUUAGUUUUUACAUUUGUCAAAAAAAGCUUAUUUAAAAAAAAAAGUAAAGUGGAUACAUUUAUUGCAAAGUGCAGUUGUCCUCGGUAUGCACUUUUGAGAACCCGUUGUCCGUCCACCCUUGUGAUGGUGGCUAUUUCACAUGUUUGUUUGCUUGUUUUCUGUGUUCUCCGCGUAUUCUUCAGCUCUGUUCUGUCGGUGUGCGAGCCAGAGCUCCAGGAGCUGAUGCGGCAGAUCGACAUCAUGAUGAGCCAGCAGAGGAGCGAGUGGGAGGCGCAGAUGCGGGACAUCCAGCUGCGGCUGAAGGGCAGCCAGGAGGAGAUGUCCGUUUCCAGGGUGCUCCUCCAUCGCAAGGACCUGGAGAUCGGGGUUCUCCGCAAGCAGCUGCAGGAAUUCCAGACCGGACGACAGGACCUGGCAACCAAGUACGAGAAGCAGCUGGGGAAAGUCAGCGAUGAGUUGGACAAGUUAAAGCGGAGUUAUCAGAAGCUUGAACGCAGACGUGUGAGGAAGUCCAACAGUGAGGAAUCAAAAUCCAAAGAGGAGGACGAGUCUGAAGUCAGGAUGCUCAAUGACAAGCUUGAGGAGUACAGUCAGAGUUUGGUCAUCUACCAGAAGCAGCUGGCAGAGUUGGAGGCCCAUAAGAAGAGUCUGAAUGAUGAGCUCGCACACAUCAAAGCGCAGUGUGCAUCCGAGCGCCAACACGCCACCUGCUGCUCCGACGUUCAGCAUAUGCGCGCUCAGCUGGAAAAAGUUCACCAUGAGCUGCACACGCAGGAACUCGAACGGGAACGCUUCCGAGCCCUGGAGAACCCGCGCUUGGCAAACGACCGCAGGGAGCAACAGGACAAAGCGGAGGAGGUUGCAAGGCUUCACAAUGAUGUUAGCACACUCAAACACGUGCUGCACGACAAAGAGCAAGUCAUACGGUCAUUAGAGGAGCGUGCGGCGUGUCGCGACUUUGCCGGCGCGGAGAAGCUUUGCGAGGAUCUAGAGAGGACGUCCGCAGAGCUCGACCGCGCUCGCACGUGUGAGGCUCAACUCAACAGCCAAGUGAUGCGACUCAAACAGAGACUGGAGGAGAUGAGCGUCCAGCACAUGAAGUUGGGACAAGAAGCCAAGGUGCUAAAAGAUGCCUUUGAUUCUUCAGUAGCAGAAGUCAAAAAGCUGCGAGAGGAGCUGUUGAGGGCGGAGCAGCGGCACAGUGAAGAAGUGGACGUCAUGAGGAAGCAGGCCGAUGCGUCGCCUGCAGCGUCGCUGGCCUCCCUCAGGGAAAGCUGCGUGACGGAGCAGGACCACCCGCAGCUGAGGCCAGAGCUCGCGCAGACGCCUCGCCCUCCCCAGUGGGCCGCGGGCGGUGACAGGCCGGCGCCACACGGACACGCCAGCGGUGACAAUUCCAAGACCCCUGUGGAAAGCGGCGAUGUCGGCGAGGGGACUUCCUACGAGGGCGACAUCCAGAAUCUGUUCACUCAGCUUCGCUCGUUGGGCCCUCGGAGGCCACCCGGCAACAGGAGAAUCUCUGGCGAGAACUCUACGCCAGCAGACCACACUCCAGAGGGAUGCAGCUCCGCCUCGGCUUCGCCGCCGGUGAGCAGUUGCAAAAGUACAGCGAACCCCCACUUACAGGAUGCUCGGCCGGCGUCUCCUCCGGUGGACGCCACGGUGUCUCGCUUCCUGGAUGAGGAGAGGCUUCACUCCAAGGAGCUUCUGCACAAGCUGGACACGCACAUCCUCGGCAUGGGCGACAGCAUCGCCGCCAGCAUAGCCAAACGUCUCAACGCCAAGUCCUUGUGAAGGUGGAGGGGGAAAAAAAAACAAAAAUAAAAUCUACUUUUUUUUUUUUUUUAAAUCACUUUGCACAUUAAACAUGUCUCAAAAGUGACAAGUUCUUCUACAUCUCGUUUUUUGAAACAUCAGGUG